Hansenula ciferrii is the source of this 525-nucleotide messenger RNA. RefSeq names its product histone H2AZ (gene HTZ1). Gene Ontology annotation, cellular component: nucleosome. Lineage: Eukaryota; Fungi; Ascomycota; Saccharomycetes; Phaffomycetales; Wickerhamomycetaceae. Gene Ontology annotation, molecular function: structural constituent of chromatin; DNA binding; protein heterodimerization activity. The record is from RefSeq and is a predicted model, not a curated record. The transcript has 2 exons. The coding region runs from base 1 to 525 and encodes 174 amino acids.
AUGUCAGGAAAAGUUCACGGUGGUAAAGGUAAAUCUGGUGCCAAAGAUGGUGGUAUUAGAUCACAAUCUCAUUCAGCAAGAGCUGGUUUACAAUUCCCAGUUGGUAGAGUUAAAAGAUUCUUGAAAAGAAAUGCUCAACAUAAAAUCCGUGUUGGUGCUAAAGCUGCUAUCUAUUUAACUGCUGUCUUAGAAUAUUUAACUGCUGAAGUUUUAGAAUUAGCAGGUAACGCCGCUAAAGAUUUAAAAUUAAAGAGAAUCACACCAAGACAUUUACAAUUAGCUAUCAGAGGUGAUGAAGAAUUAGAUACUCUGAUCAAAGCUACAAUUGCUUAUGGUGGUGUUUUACCACAUAUCAACAAGGUAUGUUUGAAUUUUAAUUUGUUAUUGUUAUUGUUUAUGAAUUUUUUACUAACACAAUUUUUCUAUAUAGGCUCUUCUAUUAAAAGUCGAACAAAAAAAGAAGAAAUAGAUUAUUUGAAAUUGGAUUUCAAUUCUAUAAUUAUCUCAAGAUUUUAUUUUGUAUAA